UUCAUUCUUGCCGUUCUGCAUCUCAAGUUGCCUAUUUGUAUUUAAUUCAUUUUUUUUGCCCUUUUUGACUGUAUUUUUAUUUCCUUACUGGAAACCCUAUUUGCAAAUGAGGAUUUAAGUAGUUUUUUUAUUGUCUGAGAAAAAGAAGCGGGUACUUUUGUAAGCCAGAAGUGAUGGAGAAGUUGGAAGCUGAGUCAGAUGUGGAGCCUCAGGGACGCCCCCGUUCUUGCACCUGGCCCCCACUCCCUGAACCCUCCUCGGAUAUGCCCUUGCCUCCUCCUGGCUUGGAUCCAGGGCAGAUGCGCAAAGCCAAGAGUUCACGCAGGAAUGCGUGGGGUAAUUUGUCCUACGCUGACCUCAUUACCAAGGCUAUAGAGAGUUCUCCGGAGCGACGACUGACCCUAUCCCAAAUUUAUGACUGGAUGGUCCGAUUUGUACCUUACUUCAAAGACAAAGGUGACAGCAACAGUUCUGCUGGGUGGAAGAAUUCCAUCAGACAUAACCUUUCCCUACAUACACGUUUCAUUCGUGUUCAGAAUGAGGGAACUGGAAAAAGUUCUUGGUGGAUGCUAAACCCAGAAGGUGGGAAGACUGGAAAAACCCCACGCAGAAGAGCAGCAUCAAUGGACAGUGCAAGUGGCAAGUUUCUAAGAAUAAAGGGCAAAGCUGGGAAGAAGAAACAGCAAGCACAAACUGCACCAGAGCAGACAGAAGGCAGCCCUGCUUCCCAACAAGCAAAGUGGUCUGAAAGCCCUUCUCAUACAAGUGAUGAUUUUGAGGUAUGGGCAGAGUUUCAUAAUCGAGCGAAUCCCGUAGCAGGAAACAUAAGUGGAAGACUUUCACCCAUCUUGGGUAAUGAUGAGCCCGAUGAACUGGAGGAUGAUGAGGUGACACCUUCCUCACCUCUUAUGUACCCAAGCCCAUCUAGUGCUCUGUCACCCAGCGCUCAUUGUUCAGUUGAAAUGCCAAGGCUUGCAGAAAUGAGUAGUUCUAUUGGUCUGGGCGAGGGACUUUCAGACCAUUUAUUAGAUGAGUUGCAGGAUGGUUACAGUGUAAACUCUACUACUUCCCUACGCCAACGGAGCCCUGGGUUCUCCUUCACCUCCAAAUGCCCACCAUUGAGCAACACAUCAAAUGCAUUUUGUGGCACCAUUUACAGUCCGCCAACGAUGGGCAUGAUGAGAAGAUUGCCAAUGCAGACAAUCCAAGAAAACAAACAAGCUACUUUCUCUCCUGGAAGUACCUACAGGAAUUCUUCCCUCCAAGAUCUUCUCACAUCAAUGUCCUAUGGACAUAAAGAAGCCAUUGUGCAGACUGAUCCAGGUUUAGCUUCUGCAAUGGGACCACAGCGCAAUCACAGGCAGAACACAGGCAUGCUAAACAACUGUGACUCAGGGUCUUUACCCUACUCUACCAGUUUAAUAAAGAGCCACAAUUUGUACCAUCCAUCCACGCUAAACCAUCAUUGCUCUGUUAAUAACAGUGCCUUAGCUAGCUUAAAUGGACUGGUAAAUUCAGAAUCAUGCAGUUUGUCAUCAAUUCCACAUCAUUCUUAUUUCAGUAGUCAAAGUGGGCAUGGAAGCUUGCUGGAAGGGCCAUACCAGGGUGCAUAUCACCACCACCAUCACCACCAUCAUCAUCCCCAAGUGUGCAACCAAGACCGAUUUCCUCCAGAUUUAGACCUGGAUAUGUUUAGUGGUACUUUAGAGUGUGAUGUGGAAUCCAUUAUUCUCAACGACUUCAUGGACAAUGAUGAGAUGGACUUUAAUUUUGACUCUGCUCUACCACCCCAAGGUGGGUUUAACAUGGCUGCGACAGCACAGCCAAAUCAAAGCUGGGUACAAGGUUAA
Nanorana parkeri is the source of this 1850-nucleotide messenger RNA. Its product is annotated as forkhead box protein O6-like. The transcript is spliced from 2 exons. Bases 174 to 1850 code for a protein of 558 amino acids. Gene Ontology annotation, cellular component: nucleus. The record is from RefSeq and is a predicted model, not a curated record. Gene Ontology annotation, molecular function: RNA polymerase II cis-regulatory region sequence-specific DNA binding; DNA-binding transcription factor activity, RNA polymerase II-specific. NCBI's taxonomy places the organism in Eukaryota, Metazoa, Chordata, Amphibia, Anura, Dicroglossidae. Gene Ontology annotation, biological process: regulation of transcription by RNA polymerase II.